CUUCACGUCGCAGGUCUCUAUUGAAUUCCUGAUAACUGCAACAGGUUCUCCCGAAUCGGUCGUCUCUACCUCCCAGGCGCCUGACUUACGCCUUCCCCUCUGCUGCCUAGCGUUGCUUCGACACUUCAAGCCUGCCACCGCCAGCCUCGGACUCCAACGCUCGAAGAUGGGAUGCAACAGCUCCAGAAAGCAACUGCCGCAGUUCGUUCUUUUCGGUGAUUCGCUUACCGAAUGGAGCUUCGACGACUCGACUCAGGGUUUUGGCUGGUAUCUCACAGACUUGUACAAGGGCAAGGCUAAGAUCGUCAACGAAGGCUACGCUGGCUACACCUCGGAACACGUCAAGCCCGAGUUUUCCCGCAUAAUGACACGCAUUACCGCCCCUUUCGCCCCAUCAACCCUCCUCUUUACCAUCUUCCUUGGCGCGAAUGAUGCCUGCUUCGUCGGGAAGACAGAAUACGUGCCUCUCCCACAGUUCUCGGACAACAUCCGCUCAUUCGUCGAAGAAAUCCUCAUCCAGGAUAAUCUUGCGGACGCGAAAAUAGUGCUGAUCACGCCGCCGCCGGUAAACGUCCCGGACCCGCUGCCCGGUGAUGACGAGGGUUUGGGUCCGGCAAUGGCGAAAGCGCUGAAGGGCAAGGAGCCAAAGCAGGAUCGGGCGUAUUUGACGUACAUGAGUAAGAAACGGUAUGCAGAUGGUAUCAUGUCCAUCGCAAAAGAAUACGAAGAGACAGACAGGGUAGUAGGGCUUAACUACUGGAGGGCAUUGGUGGAUGCAGGAUUAGAAGAGCAGGGAAGGACAGGGGAGCUGGACGAGGAUUUGUUUCCAGGGUGUGGGCUGGCUGGAGCGAAGGAGUUCGGAAGUGGAUGGUUCACGGAUGGGUUGCAUCUGGACAAGAAGGCGUACAAUGUCUUGUCCAAGGCGCUCACGGAGACGGUGAUUGGGAAAUGGCCUGAGCUCUCGCCCGAACGCAUUGGGACGUGAGGUAUGUGGGGGUGAAGAUCCGGGGCCGGAUCCUUCCCGCAGGGUCCACGCAUGUAACGGCGACAUGGCACGGCUGUACCCUAAGGUCUCAAUCAUAUAGAGGUAUCGAAUUUAGCCUCAUUUGGAUGGACGAGAUUAUCCUCUGUUUAUGGUGUUGCCGCUCCCCUUGGGGUUAUCCUCCUUGAACUCGUCCCACGCACGUGCCUUCAUCGUCUCCUCAUCCGCCAGUCGUAGGUCAUCCUCGUCCACCUCCGGUCGGAUUCCGGACUGCUCGCCGCCUCCCUCGAUAAUACCGCCCCUCCUCUUCUCUUCCUCCAGGUACUCGUCAAUAGUCAUAGUGGGUAGGCUGUGAUCCGGUCUGAACACGCCCUGCUG
Paraphaeosphaeria sporulosa is the source of this 1360-nucleotide messenger RNA. RefSeq names its product SGNH hydrolase. The record is from RefSeq and is a predicted model, not a curated record. The transcript is spliced from 4 exons. Lineage: Eukaryota; Fungi; Ascomycota; Dothideomycetes; Pleosporales; Didymosphaeriaceae. The coding region runs from base 167 to 985 and encodes 272 amino acids. Gene Ontology annotation, molecular function: hydrolase activity, acting on ester bonds.